Acanthosepion pharaonis is the source of this 855-nucleotide messenger RNA. NCBI's taxonomy places the organism in Eukaryota, Metazoa, Mollusca, Cephalopoda, Sepiida, Sepiidae. The record is from the annotation of a GenBank genome assembly.
AUGCUCUCUCUCUCUCUCUCUCUCUCUCUCUCUCUCUCUCUCUCACACACACACACACACACACACACACACACACUCUCUCUCUCUCUCACUCUCUCUCUCUCUGUAUUAUCUUUUUAUUGCCAUUCCUUCUCCCCCCCUCUCCCCUCACUCCUCUCUCUCUCUCUCUCUCUCUCUCUCUCUCUCUCACGCAUUAUCUCUGUAUUUUCUGGCGAAGAAUAUUAUUGUGGUGGCAAACCUGCCGACAUUGUGUUUAUACUCGAUGCUUCAGCCAGUAUCUGGGGACCGGACUUCAGAAAACAAACCAAAUUUGUGGAAGAUGUCAUAUCCAUGUUUCAGAUCAGUCCCCAAAUGACACAGGUCGGCAUCGCUACAUACUCAUCAGAUGUUGCCCUAGAAUUCCCUUUAGGUAAAUUCAAAAACAAAGACUCGCUCGUAAGUGCCAUCCGAAAUAUUGUACAUAUGCCAGGCUAUGCGACCAACACAGCACUUGGAAUCGAGUACAUGCGUUACCAAAUGUUUACGCCCGAACAAGGCGCCCGAGAUGAUGUAGUCCGGGUAGGUAUUGUAAUGACAGACGGCAAAUCGACGAGCAUUUUACGGACACUCUAUGAAGCGAACCGGGCUCGGCGUAUUGCUCAUAUCAAUCUCUUUGCAAUUGGCAUCGGAGAUGGUGUCAACAAGAGAGAACUCCGAGGAAUUGCCGGCAACAGGAAUUACGCCUUUACUGUUGACAAUUACUCUGCUCUGGAUUCCAUGAAAGAACUUUUGGCAAUUGAAACCUGUAAAGCUACGGAUCCACCGACCAGAAAGACAACGACACGUAAGAACUUGCUUAAUUUUUUUUUUUUUUAA